GGGCGGGGGCAGGGCGCGAGGUAUCAUGGAGGAUCAGUAGGCAGGCUGUGGCCAUCAGAGGAGAGCAGCCACCGCUCCGAUCCCCGGGAGUCCCUCAGCCGCUCGAGACCUGCCAUGGACAUGAAGAAGAGGAUCACCCUGGAGCUGCGGAACCGGAGCCCGGCGGAGAUAGCAGAGCUGGUUGUGGAUAACAGCCGCUCUGCAGACGGAGAGGUCGAAGGUCUCACGGACGCCUUCGUGGAGCUGGAGUUCCUCAGCAUGGUCAACGUGGGCCUGAGCUCGCUGGCCAAGCUGCCCUCACUGCCCAAACUACGCAAGCUGGAGCUGAGCGACAACAACCUUUCUGGUUCUCUGGAGACGCUGUCGGAGAAAUGUCCCAACCUGACCUACCUCAACCUGAGCGGGAACAAGAUCAAAGAGCUGAGCAACGUGGAGGCGCUGCAAAACCUGAAGAGCCUGCAGAGCCUGGACCUGUUCAACUGUGAGAUCACGUCCCUGGAGGACUACCGGGAGAGCGUGUUCGACCUGCUGCCCCAGGUGACCUACCUGGACGGCUUCGACCAGGAGGACAACGAGGCGCCCGACAGCGAGGCCGACGACGAAGACGAGGACGGGGAGGACGGGGCGGGGCCGACCGGAGACUUCGACGAUGAGGAGGACGACGAAGAGGAAGACGAGGACGGCUCGGAGGGAGGAGAGGUGGGACUGAGCUUUCAGGUGAACCGGGCCAAUCAGGACGAGGAUGACUUGGAUGAUGAUGAGGAGGAGGAGGAAGAGGAACAGGCCGGCGCUCAGGGAGCGAAGAGGAAGAGGGACGUGGACGACGAAGGCGAGGAUGACGAGGACGACCGAGGACGACUAGUCCUGAAUCGGUCCUCCAGACCAGAGCUAGUUCCUUCAGUCUUUCUUUUAGAUAAUAUAUGAAGAUUUUAUCAGAACUUCACCUCAAGAGUCCACGUGUUUCCCUUUAAAACCUGGUCCAGGAUCACAGUCCGUCUCCACAUCCCAAAUCCUGAACCUGAUCCUCGUCCCAACGCCUCGCUGGAAGUGGAUCCGCCGCGGAUGACUUCCUGUCAGCAGAGAUGUGAAGACUUCAGAAUGAUGUCACUUCCUGUCUCCAUCCGGGGCGUCCUGCUGAAGUCCAGGUCCGACUACGAGACUCGAGUCUUUAGACCAACGAGAAAAAACGGACGGAUCCACAACGGAUCAGUCGGUCCGGUCUAGGAGACGUCUCGUAUUCUGCUCUGGACUUUGGACCUCGACGUCUCAAACCGCCACCGAGUCUUGAUCCACAUCAGGAUCCGGAGCCUUCUACCAUCGGAGACGCAAACAGGAAGUGAAGAGAUCACCUGGCGGACCGCAUCCUGUCCGAUCCACACCUCGAAAGACCAGAACCGGUUCUUCCUGCUGCCAUAUCUGAUUCUGGACCGACCGGGGCCGAGCCCCGUUUUCAGGGUCUUCCGUCCUGUCUGAACCCUCUAGUCUCUGAACUGAAUAGUGGUCCCGUUAGAACCACGCAGACCUGCUGUAGCCCAGGUCCACGUGUCCCUGUGUGUUUGAUUUGUUCCAGGGAGCAUUCGGGGCGGGUGGGAGGAAAUGUUCUUUCUUUGGAGCGACUUCCUGUCUCCGGGAAACGGAUGUUGGCUUCGUAUCGAUUACGGAAGUAAAGGUUUGCACUUCCUGUCGGCUCUCGCUUAACAAAAUAAAGACGUACGACGCCAACAUUUAAUGUCCUGGCGACUGAGCUGCUCGUCCUCAGGCUCCGCCCCCUUAGGCUCCGCCCCCUCAUAGACCAAACCACCUGUGGUGUGUUCAGGUGCUCCUCGUGUCAGAAAAUGCAAACGCCCAAAUGUUCGAAGACUGCCGUAGGUCACCUGAACGUAAUGUUGCAAUGCAUUAUGGGAUACAGAGGCGUCGUUGCUUGUGAGGGGCGGGGCCUGAGACCGCUGCGUCUGAUUCAGGUGUCGCUGCUCUGCGUGGGAUUCUGCAGCUACGAAGCACAACUUUUAACUAAACUGCUGUAAAGUUUUAGCUUUUCUCUCGUUUUACACUCUUAAAGUAAUACUGCAAUACUUACACACACAAGUACACACAGGAAGUGUGUGUGUUUGUGUACACACAGGAAGUGUGUACUUGACCCGUUCCUAAACAGGAGUCUGUUCACACAGCUCAACCAAUCAGAGCCUGUGAGGGGGCGUCUAAGCUCCUGCUAGCUUAGAUGCUACAUAGCAUCAGUUCAUUCAUGAAACGAAAGCGGUGUGUUUUUAAGAGUGUAAAAGGUCAAAGGUCGCGUCUGUCAGACCUUAAAUUGGUUUUUAUGGCAAUAUUGUAAAUAGACUCAGUUUCAGGUUUUUAUUUUGUAAUGAAUUAAAUAAUUUUUCAGAUGUUUUGUUUCUGCAGCGAGGUGAUAGUUAACCCCCGUCUUUGACCUUUGACCCCGGCCCUCUGGCUUUCCCUCCACUCGGGGGCGGAUUGUGUUUGACUUUGUGUGCUGUGACAUGUUGAGGGGUUUGAAUAAAAAACAGUUAAAAGAAAAUA
Molecule: messenger RNA, 2538 nt
Organism: Cyclopterus lumpus (lumpfish)
Lineage: Eukaryota; Metazoa; Chordata; Actinopteri; Perciformes; Cyclopteridae
Gene: anp32e
Product: acidic (leucine-rich) nuclear phosphoprotein 32 family, member E
Exons: 7
Coding region: 115-924 (269 amino acids)
Biological process (GO): regulation of apoptotic process
Cellular component (GO): nucleus
Molecular function (GO): histone binding; phosphatase inhibitor activity
Source: RefSeq, a predicted model, not a curated record